Phascolarctos cinereus (koala) is the source of this 802-nucleotide messenger RNA. NCBI's taxonomy places the organism in Eukaryota, Metazoa, Chordata, Mammalia, Diprotodontia, Phascolarctidae. The record is from RefSeq and is a predicted model, not a curated record.
CAUCAGUUCAUAGGAGGAAUCUGAGGCCCAAGUUCACAUCUGUGGCAGUGGCAGAGCUGGAAUUCUAACCGAGGUCCUUGACUCAAAAGCCAGAGCUCCUUCUACAUUAUCACACUCUCUUGCUAUUUUGUUUUUGUUUUCUCUGCCAAAGAGAAUGAUCUUUGGACUAGAAAAGAAGAAACAAAAAUGGCAGAUAGAUAGCUGGAACCCAAGGCACAUAAGAAAAUAAUGAGAACAGCCUUUAAUGAGCUCAAAUCACCAGGCUCAGAGGAAUUACAUCCCAUGGUACUGAAGAACUUGUCAGAUGUCGUGGCUGAGCUACUAAUCAAUCUUUGAAAGAUCAUGGAGGGUUCCUUCUGCUGGCUGCCAUUGGGCCUACAGUAGCGCCGCAGCCAUGGCCAUCCGAUAUCCCAUGGCCAUAGGCCUCAACAAAGGCCACAAAGUUACCAAAAACAUUUCCAAGCCACGACACUGCCGCCGCCGUGGGCGCUUGACCAAACACACUGAGUUUGUGAGAGAUAUGAUCCGGGAGGUGUGUGGAUUUGCCCCUUAUGAGAGGUGGGCCAUGGAAUUGUUAAAGGUCUCCAAGGAUAAGUUCAUCAAAAAAAGGGUGGGAACUCACAUCCAGGCCAAGAGGAAGAGAGAGGAGCUCAGCAACGUCCUAGCUGCCAUAAGGAAGGCUGCUGCCAAGAAAGACUAAGCUGGACCCUGUCAACCUUCCCCACUUAUCCAAUAAAGAUUGGACAAAUAAAAAAAUUUAAAAAAAAAAGAUCAUGGCGGAAGAAGAAAAGUGGUUCAGGAU